This is a messenger RNA of Kwoniella botswanensis, 6441 nucleotides long. RefSeq lists its product as uncharacterized. Gene Ontology annotation, molecular function: iron-sulfur cluster binding; iron ion binding; glutamate synthase (NADH) activity. The transcript has 7 exons. Bases 1 to 6441 code for a protein of 2146 amino acids. Lineage: Eukaryota; Fungi; Basidiomycota; Tremellomycetes; Tremellales; Cryptococcaceae. The record is from RefSeq and is a predicted model, not a curated record.
AUGUGUGGUGUCGGGUUUAUCUGUCACAUCAAAGGACAUGCAGCUCACAAGAUUGUAAGCGAUGCGAGGAACAUCCUCUGUAAUAUGACCCAUCGAGGGGCCACCGGUGCGGAUGCCCGAGAUGGUGAUGGUGCUGGUGUAAUGACUGGUAUUCCCCAUGAUUUCUUUGUACGAGAAUCAGCCCACUCUUUCCCCUCCAAGCUCCCUGCUGAGGGAACCUAUGCUGUGGGAAAUGUCUUCUUCUCCAAAGAGGAGUUUGCCGCUCAACAAGCUACUUUUGAGGAUAUUGCUAGACCUCUCGGAUUAAGAGUUCUCGGCUGGAGAGAAGUCCCUACCGACAAUUCCAUCCUUGGUCCCGCUUCCAAGAGCAAAGAACCUAAGAUCUUACAGCCUUUCGUCGUACUCGAGGAGCAUUACGGUCCAGGACAAGAUAGUCAGGAGGGUCACUUUGAUGAGAGACGAUUUGAGAGACAGCUCUACGUAUUGAGAAAACAGGCUACUCACAGAAUUGGUCUCAAGAACGGAUUCUAUAUCUGUUCCCUUACCCCCUCCAACAUCAUCUACAAAGGUCAACUUUCCCCCGUCCAAGUCUACAAUUACUACCAUGAUCUCAAUCACGCUCUUUACGCUUCCCACUUUGCCCUUGUCCACUCUCGAUUCUCCACCAACACCUUCCCAUCCUGGGAUCGAGCCCAACCUAUGAGAUGGGCCGCUCACAACGGUGAGAUCAACACUGUAAGAGGAAACAAGAACUGGAUGAGAGCUAGAGAAGGAAAUCUCAAGUCUGAGAAAUUCGGUGAUGAUCUCGAUCUUCUUUACCCUAUUGUCGAAACUGGUGGUUCCGAUUCUGCCGCGUUCGACAACGUACUUGAAUUGUUAGUUGUCAAUGGUAUUUUGACCUUACCUGAAGCUGUUAUGAUGCUUGUUCCCGAAGCAUGGCAGAACAAUGACUUGAUGGAACCUGAGAAGAAAGCCUUCUACGCUUGGGCUUCAUCCUUGAUGGAACCUUGGGAUGGACCUGCUCUCUUCACUUUCUCAGAUGGUCGAUACUGCGGUGCCAAUCUCGAUAGAAACGGUCUUAGACCUUGUAGAUUCGUCGUCACCUCCGAUGAUAUCAUGGUGUGUGCCUCGGAAGUAGGAACUAUCACUAUCGAACCCGAGAAGAUUAUUCAAAAAGGCCGAUUGAAGCCUGGUAGGAUGUUGCUUGUCGACACUAAAGAAGGUAGAAUUGUCGAUGACAGAGAACUCAAGCUCACCACCGCUAAGAGGCAACCCUUCGGUGCAUGGGUUGAAUCCCAGGUCAUGAGACUUCCCGAAGUAGUUAGAAGAGUUCAACGAUUCGAAGAUAUCUCAGUUAAGAUCGAUGACACCCCUCUCAGUACCGAUCCUAAAUUACUCGCUUUCGGUUAUACCAUCGAACAACUCAGUAUGCUCAUGCUUCCUAUGGUACAAGAAGGUCACGAAGCUUUGGGAUCCAUGGGUAACGAUGCUGCGCUUGCCUGUAUGUCUACUACCCCAAGAACCGUCUACGACUACUUCAGACAGUUGUUCGCUCAAGUCACCAAUCCCCCUAUCGACCCUAUCAGAGAAUCGAUCGUCAUGUCUUUGGAGACCAUGGUUGGUAUCGAGGGUAACUUGCUCGAGAUUCAACCAAAACAAUUACACCGACUCCACCUCAAAACCCCUGUUCUCACUAUUCAAGAGAUGAACGCUCUCAAGCACAUGAAAGUAUCUAACUCCGAUUGGCCAUCCAUUACCAUCGACAUCACUUUUGAGAAGGGAGAAGGUCUUCCAGGUUACAGAAACGCUCUUAACAGAGUCAGACAAGAAGCUAUCAACGCCGUCAACGCCGGAUUCAGAACGAUCAUCCUUUCCGACAGAGCUGUUGGGCACGAUAGAGUCGCUCUUUCUGCCAUCCUUGCUGUUGGUGGUGUUCACCAUUACCUCGUCCAACAAAGAAAGCGAUCUCAAGUAGCGAUCAUGAUCGAGACCGGCGAAGCUAGAGAAGUACACCACAUGUGUGUGUUGGUUGGUUAUGGUGCAGAUGCCAUCUGCCCUUGGUUGAUCAUGGAGAUGAUUCACAAGGUUGCUUCGGAAGGAUUAGCCAAGGACGGUCAAACCGCCGAUAAACUUGUCGAGAACUACAUGAAAGCUAUGGCCGAGGGUAUGCUCAAGGUCCUCUCUAAGAUGGGUGUAUCCACUCUUGCCUCAUACAAGGGUGCUCAGCUCUUCGAGAUUCUCGGUCUUCACGAGGAAGUCGUAUCUGAAUGCUUCAUCGGUACCGCUUCGAGGGUCCAAGGUGCUACCUUCGAACUUCUCGCUAUGGAUGCUUUCGAGUUCCACGAGAGAGCUUGGCCAUCAAGAGAGACCAUCACCGUUCCUGGUAUGCCCGAGAGCGGUGAAUACCACUACCGACAAGGUUCAGAGAUGCGAAUCAACGAUCCCGUCUCUAUUGCUCAACUCCAAGAUGCUGUCAGGCAAAAGAACCAAAAUGCCUAUGAUAGCUACUCCAAGAACUCUCGAGAGUCCAUCAAACGAGGUACCCUCCGAGGUCUCCUCGAGUUCAACUUUGAUAACGGUACUUCCGUCCCCAUUGAACAAGUUGAACCUUGGAACGAGAUUGUGCGAAGAUGUGUCACCGGUGCCAUGUCUUACGGUUCCAUCUCUAUGGAAGCGCACACCACCCUUGCUGUGGCUAUGAACCGACUUGGUGGUAAAUCCAACACUGGUGAAGGUGGUGAAGAUGCUGAAAGGUCUCUCCCUAUCCCCGGACCUGGAGCCGAUGCCGAUGGACAACCUUUCACCCAUGCCAUGGAGCUCAAACCUGUUUGGGAUUCUCGACGAUCUGCUAUCAAGCAAGUUGCAUCUGGUCGAUUCGGUGUUACCUCCAACUACCUUGCCGAUUCCGAUGAAUUACAAAUCAAGAUGGCUCAAGGUGCCAAGCCUGGAGAAGGUGGUGAACUUCCAGGACACAAAGUCUCCGCUUCUAUUGGUCGAACUCGACACUCCACUCCUGGUGUAACCCUUGUCUCUCCUCCACCCCACCACGAUAUCUACUCUAUCGAAGAUUUGAAACAACUUAUCUACGAUCUCAAAGCUUCUAACCCUAGAGCUCGUGUCUCCGUCAAACUUGUAUCUGAAGUUGGUGUCGGUAUCGUUGCCAGUGGUGUAGCUAAAGCCAAAGCCGAUCACAUCACUAUCUCCGGUCACGAUGGUGGUACCGGUGCAGCCAAGUGGACCUCCAUCAAGUACGCUGGUCUUCCUUGGGAACUUGGUCUUGCCGAGACCCAUCAAACUUUGGUGCUUAACAACUUGCGAGGUAGAGUUACCGUUCAAACCGAUGGUCAAAUUAGAACCGGUCGAGAUAUCGCCAUUGCCACUCUGCUCGGUGCUGAAGAAUGGGGUUUCGCUACUACACCCCUUAUCGCCAUGGGUUGUAUCAUGAUGAAAGCUUGUCACAAGAACACCUGUCCCGUUGGUAUCGCCACUCAAGAUCCAGCUCUCCGAGCUAAAUUCGCUGGUCAACCCGAACAAGUCAUUAACUUCUUCUACUACGUCAUUGAAGAGUUGCGAAGUAUCAUGGCCAAACUCGGUUUCAGAACUAUCAACGAAAUGGUUGGUCGAGCUGAUAUGCUCAUGGUUGACGAGUCUUUGCGAACUCCCAAAACCGCUCUCCUCGACUUGUCACCUAUCCUCAAGCCUGCUCACCUGCUCCGAACCGAUGUUGCCACCUACAAAGUCCGAGCUCAGGACCACAAGCUCUACGUUAGACUUGAUAACAAGUUUAUCGACGAGGCUGAACCUGCUCUCCAAAAGGGUCUUCCUGUCACCAUCGACUGUGAUGUAGUCAACACCGAUCGAGCCUUGGGUACCACCCUCUCUUACCAUGUAUCCAAACGAUACGGAGAAGCUGGUUUACCAAGAGAUACCAUCCACAUCAACAUGAAGGGUUCUGCUGGUCAAUCUCUCGGUGCUUUCCUCGCCCCAGGUAUCACUAUCGAACUUGAAGGUGACGCCAACGAUUAUGUCGGUAAGGGUCUGUCAGGUGGUCGAUUGAUCGUCUACCCACCUAAAUCAUCCCCCUUCAAAGCCGAAGAGAACAUCAUUAUCGGUAAUGUCUGUUUCUUCGGUGCAACUUCCGGGCAGGGUUUCAUCCGAGGUAUUGCUGCCGAGCGAUUCGCCGUCAGAAACUCCGGUGCUACCCUUGUUGUCGAAGGUACCGGUGAUCACGGUUGUGAAUACAUGACUGGUGGAAGAGUCGUCGUUCUCGGUCUUACAGGUCGAAACUUUGCCGCUGGUAUGUCUGGUGGUAUCGCCUAUGUCCUUGACAUGGCGCACUCUUUCGCCCCUAAAGUCAACAGCGGUACCGUCGAACUCGGACCUGUCUCUGAUCCUCAAGAAGUCGCUGAACUCCGAAGUCUCAUCGAGGAUCACCGACACUACACCGGUUCAGAAAUUGCCGAUCGAGUCUUGCGAAACUUCCACCACUUCUUGCCCAUGUUCGUCAGAGUCAUGCCUCUCGACUACAAGCGGGUACUCGAAGAGGAAGCUGCUCGAGCGGCCGAGGAGAAGAAACGACAAUCCGUCAUCGAUCUCAUCCCAUCUACCACCGCUUCUCAAGUCGAUCUCGUCGCUACUGGCUUCGACCCUAUUCUCCCUCGAGAUGCCAACGCUCUUACCGUCUCUACUUCUCAACUCGUCACUCCUACCGCUUCGCCCAAACCCAAACCUGCUGAACCUUCCAUUGUCGACGUCGAAGAUGCCAUGGUGGACGAUGCUACUUCCAAAGAGAAGCUCGCCAAGGUAGACAAGACCCGAGGAUUCAUGAAGUACAAGCGACUCAACGAAGCUUACCGACCACCUCGAAAGAGAGUCAAGGAUUGGAAGGAGAUCUCCACUCGACUCACCAAGGGGGAGUUGAAAUACCAAUCCGCUAGAUGUAUGGACUGUGGUAUUCCCUUCUGUCAAUCCGACACCGGUUGUCCCAUCGCCAACGUCAUUCCUAAAUGGAAUACUAUGGUAUUCGAAGGACGAUGGCAAGAUGCCUUGAACCGAUUACUCAAAACCAACAAUUUCCCAGAAUUCACCGGUCGAGUAUGUCCCGCCCCAUGUGAAUCAGCUUGUGUAUUGGGUAUCAACGAGCAACCUGUCGGUAUCAAGUCGAUCGAAUGUGCCAUCAUCGAUAAAGGUUUCGAAAUGGGUUGGAUGGUUCCUAAUCCACCUCAACAUCGAACUGGCAAAAAGGUAGCUAUUAUCGGUUCUGGGCCUGCUGGUCUGGCUGCUGCCGAUCAACUCAACAGAGCGGGUCAUACUGUCACUGUAUACGAGAGACAAGAUCGAAUUGGUGGAUUGUUAAUGUACGGUAUCCCCAACAUGAAGCUCGACAAGGCGAUUGUCCAACGAAGAGUUGACUUGAUGGCUGCCGAAGGUGUCAACUUUGUAACCAACGCCAACGUCGGUAAUGACCCCAACUACGAUCCUCUCGAUCUUAAAGCUCAACACGACGCUCUGAUUUUGGCUGUUGGUGCCACCAACGCUAGGGACAUCAACCUACCUGGACGAGAUGCCGAAGGAAUUCACCAAGCCAUGAACUUCUUACCUCCAGCUACCAAGGCUCUUCAAGCUUGGACCGGUAAUCCUACUCAGGCACUUGGAGAGGAUACACCGGGCUACAUCUCUGCUAAGGGCUUGGACGUCGUCGUCAUCGGUGGAGGUGACACCGGAAAUGAUUGUCUUGGUACCGCUAUCCGUCAAGGGGCUAAAACCGUCACAAACUUCGAGCUUUUGCCUCAACCACCUCCAACGAGGUCCGCAGACAACCCCUGGCCCACAUUCAACCGCUGCUAUAAAGUGGAUUACGCACAUUCUGAAUCAAUAUCGAUUUUCGGAACUGAUCCACGUCAAUACUGUGUUUCUUCGGUAAAAUUCAACAAAGAUGACGAAGGGAAGUUGACCGGAAUCGAUACCGUCAAAGUUGAAUGGACUAACACUGCUGGUAAAUGGAGCAUGGAGAAGAUCCCAGGAUCCGAGAAGACAUACCCCGCUCAGCUUUGUCUCCUCUCCAUGGGUUUCCUUGGACCUCAGAAGGAAAUCAUGCUCGCUCUCGGUGUCGAGUUGGAUCCCCGAGGAAAUGCUAAGACCCCCAACGGUGGAUACUCCACCUCCACUCCUGGAGUGUUCGCAUCCGGUGAUUGUCGACGAGGUCAAUCGCUCAUUGUGUGGGGUAUCAGAGAAGGUAGACAGGUAGCCGAAGAAGUCGAUCGAUUCUUGAUGGUCGGCUCACACCUGCCUGUACAAGGUGGUAUUGAGCGAAGACAAUGGAUCGCUCCUCCCAUCAUCAAACCUGUUCACACCGAGGUUUCAAGCAGAGCUACGAGCGAGUUCGAGGUAUCAAGUCAAGGUGUGGAUGUAGAGAACAUUAGCGUGACUGCUUCAGCUUAG